UUGUACCCUUUAGAGCUUCGACCACUUGUUUACGUUUUUAUAUGCAUCAAUGUUAUUUUGUUAAAAGAAUUUACACCAUCAUGGAUGCAGAGACAGAUGAAUAUAAUGUGGCCGAUGAACGGCCUUCAAGCUCCAGUGCAGAACUAGAUUAUGAGUCCGACGAAAGCGGAGAAACAGGCGAUGGUUCUGACAGAGAUGAAGUCUUGUCCCAGCUGUCUGUCAGCUCAGUCAAACCCGUGAAAGGCGAAUCAUUUUGUGAUUGUUACAAGACUGGGAGAGAAAAAGAGUGUGUCUGUGGAGAGGAUGAUUCAUACUUUGAAUGGACAUGGGACAGUAUGUCAAAGUCUGCUGCUAGUUUUCUGAAGCACGAUCAACGGGAAGUGGUGUUCCAUGUGGACUACAGCUGUGGAACAGCCGCUGUACGGGGAAACCAACCAAUGGUGGACGACCAGUAUUACUGGGAGGUGAAAAUGACCACACCUGUAUAUGGCACGGAUAUGAUGGUUGGAGUGGGAACAGUUGAUUUAGAUCUGAACAAGUACCGCCACAAGUUCUGCAGCCUUGUAGGUAGGGAUGGAGAUAGUUGGGGACUAUCCUACACAGGCAUGUUGCACAACAAGGGUCAGAAGCUGCCAUACGCCAGCAAGUUUGGCCAGGGUACCAUUAUUGGAGUGCAUCUUGAUAUGUGGCAUGGGACUUUGUCAUUCUAUAAAAACAGAAAACCAUUGGGAAUUGCAUAUAGGGGUUUGCAAGGAAAGAAACUGUACCCAGUGGUCUCGUCUACUGCAGCUCGCAGUGGUAUGAAAGUGAUCAAGUGUAGAUCCUUUAAGACAUCGCUUCAGUUUAUGUGCUGCCAAGUUCUGAGAACAGUUAUUCCAAGACAUCUGGAUGUUCUUCAGGUUAUAGCAAUGCCCCCUGGACUCCGAGAAUUCCUAGAAAAUAAUAUAAGCUGGUUGUUGCAGCCAAACCCUGUAGAAAGACUUGCACCUUCAUAUUCUGAUGUGUUUCGUAGUCGAGGAACCAAAAGAAAAUAUUCUAGUUCAGAAGAAGACUGUGAUGAUGGGCCAUCAAGCAGUAAAUCUUCACGAUAAACACAUACUUAAGAGAUGCUAGUUUUGUGAAUGUAUAUACUAAAUGUAUAUGGGAAAUAAUGCUUUGCGGCAAAUACUUUAUCUAUACUGCAUUUUAUUCACCAAAACUGAUAAUGCAUAUAAGGCCAUGUGACUGUUUUAGAUUUUAAGUGCAUUCUUAAGAGUUGUUUGUAAGUGUCACUUAUGUGAAGGGUGAAGCAUAUUUUAUUACUAGUUUGAGAUUAUUUUAUUUGUUUGUUAAGAAGCAUAUGAAGGUCUCAUUAAAAUUUUAUUGCAAAGUUUCUAUGUACAUGUAUUGCAAAAUACAUGACUGGUAUAUUUUGGAAUACUUAAAAACUUUGCAAUUAUAUUGUUAGAAAAAUAUUAAAUCCUCUGGCAAAUGUA
Messenger RNA from Dreissena polymorpha, 1475 nucleotides. Its product is annotated as SPRY domain-containing SOCS box protein 3-like. Gene Ontology annotation, biological process: proteasome-mediated ubiquitin-dependent protein catabolic process. Bases 42 to 1091 code for a protein of 349 amino acids. The transcript is spliced from 4 exons. The record is from RefSeq and is a predicted model, not a curated record. Lineage: Eukaryota; Metazoa; Mollusca; Bivalvia; Myida; Dreissenidae. Gene Ontology annotation, cellular component: SCF ubiquitin ligase complex. Gene Ontology annotation, molecular function: protein binding.